This is a messenger RNA of Spizellomyces punctatus DAOM BR117, 1055 nucleotides long. RefSeq lists its product as uncharacterized. Bases 30 to 923 code for a protein of 297 amino acids. The record is from RefSeq and is a predicted model, not a curated record. Lineage: Eukaryota; Fungi; Chytridiomycota; Chytridiomycetes; Spizellomycetales; Spizellomycetaceae. The transcript is spliced from 3 exons.
AGGCCCCACUCCAACCUGGCCAUUUCGACAUGGCUUCCCAAAUGUCGCAAGGGAACAGCAGCUCAGCGAGUCUCUCAGCAGGAACUCGGGUAUAUCCACCUUCUCCAUCCCAAGCUGCUCCACCGCGUCCUGUUCAUGCCAGCAACCAAUCUCUUGCAAGCACCUCUUCUCUUCACUACCCCCAGCAGGUACCACUGACCGCCUCACCUGCUGGUUCACAAUCAGACUUGGGUUCCCUUCGUAGCCGCACCAACACUCCCGCCAACGGCACGUCACCGGGCUCUGUCCCGCGCUUGAGUCGAUCAUCCCGACCAGAAAUGUUACCACGAAAAAGUGGAACACACUUGCUCCUUUACACCCGGGCGGUUCCUCUACCGAAACGUUUUGAAACCAUCACCGAGUACCGGUUUUUGAUGAGAAUGACGCAGCUGCUACUUGCCGGAGCUGCGUUUGCCAGUCUCGCGACUGCUUCCUUCAACGUGAACUAUACAUCUGCCGUCCUAGCGGUUUCGGGUAUCAAUUUGAUGUGCUUCACAUCCAUCUCCUCUAUUUUUGUCUCCUUCGGCUGCAUCCUCGUAUAUUGCUUUCCUGCGUUCAUUGGCGUCCCCCCUCAUAGGCAUCCUCGGUUCAGCCGAGUGGAAGUCGCGGUCGAUUUGGUUUACGUGGGUUUUUGGAUUGCGGCACCCUCAGUACUGGUAUGGUACGGAAAAUGUCCACGACUGGCAUUUUCAACGGCGCCGGAUGCAGUGUCAUGUCUACCCUGGAAUAUGUGCACGGCUUUUGGAUAUGCUUGCGCGGCCUUGUUUUUGGGAACCCUAACGAUGGGUGUGAGGGAUUUGAAACGAUUCGGGUUCUGGGAUUUGGGUCGCGGUAAUGGUGUCAUGUGGGCUCGAGGGUCUUGGAAAGAAUGGGCAGAAUCUUAAAAGAUCUUUUCGUAGCAUCUUCUUUCCAAUUAAGUGUACAUUGUUUUUUCCUUUUGAAAGAUUGUGAGCUCUCGGGCUUUGGACACGAGUACUCAAAAAGUAGGGCAAUUUGUGAUUUGGUGCCAAAAACAA